GAUGAUAAUCCUGAUGAUGAUUCAAGCACUCUAAGCCCAAAAUUCUUGUGGGCCGAAGUCCAAAAAAUGUUAAAAAAUAUGCAAGGCGAAAAAAAGUUAGUAAUUAGAGUUGUUCCCAAAUUACUUCCAGAGGUUGUUCCCGAAGUACUUCCAGAGGUCGUUCCCAAAUUACUGCCAGAGGUUGUUCCCGAAGUACUUCCAGAG
This is a messenger RNA of Racocetra fulgida, 204 nucleotides long. The record is from the annotation of a GenBank genome assembly. NCBI's taxonomy places the organism in Eukaryota, Fungi, Glomeromycota, Glomeromycetes, Diversisporales, Gigasporaceae.